AGCAUCAGCAGUAAGACGAUUGACUGCAGCCAGGCCCAGCCAAAUUGUCAGCAUUUUCGCUCUGAGCGGCCUGCAAAACGCUCAGCCUGACCCAGGUUGCAGUACACUGACAAGUGGCGUUGGACGACCAAAUGACUGCAUUGGUGCAGCAGUUGUAAAUUUCUUUUCAUUAUCGUUUAUUUUUUCAUCUAACGAAAAGUGCUUCAGUCCACCAAUGUAAUCAGCUAAGCACGUAUCUGAUUACAGGGAAAUAUACAAUGCCGCUUUCAGACAGAGCGGUCUGCGUCGGGAACGAAAGUUUACCUAGAGUAACUUGUAUUGACAGAGGAUGCAUAUUCAGAUAGGGAGUUUUCAACUUGAUGAAGUUCGAAAUUAUACUUUACCUUACCAACAAUUUCAGCUUUUGCAAUAUCGAGAGUUAUUAUUACUCAGGCUUGCUGCGAUUUAUAAACUCUUGGUAAUAUCUCGACCGUAGUACCAAAGCCACGUGCAGCACAAUGUAUUUUUGCUAUAGAGGAUAAAUAGUCUGCAUUAUUGAAAUCUUGAAGAUGGCAGAACAAGCAAAGCUUAAAGAAACAUCUUUAAUCAGUAGAGUAGAAAACUUUUUUUGCCAUAACAUAAGAUCUAAAUUGACACUAGAGGACGCAUAGCGUUGAACAUCUCAAUGCCAGCGGCAGUGUCGGGACCAUUCGGAAACGUGAAAUUGGGCACAUCAUUGCCAACGCUAAUGCGUCCGCUUGACCCAACGCAAGCGAUUCACUUCGGUGAGCGUCGCAAACGACUUCAAUUCCUGCCGAAGUAAGUAGUCACCAUACAUCUUUAUUGCAAGUGUGCUUCAAGAUGCUUGCUGUGUCUAUACGAACUGGCCGGACAACAAGUAACUCUGGACAACAUUGUUAGAAACACGGUACCUGCACCCACUUUUUCGUGCAGGUGCGUACUCUCAGUGGCGGCAAAAAAUACCACCCAAUAUCGACGCAGUCGGACAAGUGGUGACUUUAAGCUCACUAGAAGAUCAACAGCUGACGAGUAAAACCUGACGACGGCUUCAUCAUUUGAAUGGCACAACUUCUCUCAUUCUGCAGUCUGUUAUUUGGAACCUGUUUUCGUGUUCCCUGUUAUCGUUAACCGACGAGAAAUCCACUCGACGCAUGACAACAACAAGAUUUACCGUUACCGAUCGAUAGUUUGCCCGGUACAUCAGCAAUCCUGCGAUACAUUGGCUGGAUUUAGCGUCGAUUUUCGUCGUGAUCAUCUAAAACGAUUGUUCGCUGGUCGCAAACUCGUCCCCAUACGAAACUUUGACGGCUUUCGAGGAAGGAAUAGAAGGAACUUUCUGAGUCGACUCCCUCCCUCGAUCCGCAUCGUGACUAUCACCGUUAGCACCAGCGUGUUACUUCUACAAGGCUAAGCCUAUAGCUUACGAGUGAUUGCAAACGGUGCACGCUCGUCACUAAUGCAAUGGUAACUAUAACAGCAACGACACGACCUGUUUUGUCACGCUCAUCGUCUCUAAAUUUUGUCUUAGAAGGCGAAGCAGCAGUACGGGACGACCAGUCCAGCGACAGGGCAACGGCAACAACAGCAUCGUCGCUAUUGUCUCGUCGAACAUAUGAUUUAUGUCGAGACAUCGAGUGGUGGUAACUGGUCGUUGUUGUUUCGUCGCUGCAGCUAUUGCCAUUGUCACACUGGCGUAGUUGGGUUUGUUGUCUUUGUUGGGUGCCGUUAGCCAUUGGCACAACAACGAGCCUAUGUCUACCAAUUGCUGCUGUUCUUCGAAUAGCUUAAACACUGACUGGUUAAUUCCUUCGCACACGGCAACAACAAGAACAACAACAAAGUGAUUACCAUCGACAAAAAACCGAAGCCGAAGGACACUGGGUAUUGCGGGCUCUAACUGUCUGAUGCCGCUAGGGAAAACGUCAGUGGCACCAGGACAACGAGCAAACGUCAUCUAAUGGGUAAACCGGACGAUGCUCCACAGGAAUGCCUUGCAACUUCAAUCUAAGCAGCCAAACCGAUCGGCCCAUAGGGGAGCCUGGCCCAGCCAGUAAAUGGGCCCAUAACCUGGUCCAAGAACCACCGUGUCUGAACUAUGACUGGUUGGUUGGUAACUGGUGUAUCGUUGUUUCAUUUUGUUUAGUUUUACAAUGUAUAUACAUGUAUAUUGGUACAACUGGUAAUGCGGCGGUCUUCCGCAUAUCUCGGACUGACAAGAAAACCUGUCCAAUAUACAUCGUCUACGUUUUAUCUUGCAGAUUACAAAACAAAAUAGUGUGUCUCCCAAUUACGUAUAUACUUUGAUGAAAAAACUCUUAUGAUCUAUAUAUAUAUGUAUAAAAAACACGUGUGCACGAUUUCGUUGCUUCUUUCAGUGCGCAGUGCAAUUUAAUCUACCGCAACUAUCAAUCGCGUUAUCAGAGAUAUGCUAGAAUGAAGCUUUGCGUCUAGUAAUUAAGAUAUUGGCCAUUGCCUCAGCCGGUUGGUUCCUAAUGUGAAACAAAGUGUAUAUACUUUUGAAGUGAAACCAUUGCGGGCCCUUACUACCGCUAUGCAACGCCAUCGCGCACAAUAACAACAUUUAUGGCGUUAAUAAUUGAAUCUUUGCUACGGUAAUAUCGAAAUAUACGCGCCUUUACUCGGUCCUAGUCCUACAAGGCCAACCACUUUACUGUCAUUGUCACCCUCAGAAUUAAUAGUAAACAUGAGCAGCAUUACGGUGUAAUUAAUGGCCGGCAUCAAUACUCUUGCUUCCGGUAGAGAUCAUGACUCUGCUGAGUGUUAUUUGUGCAGCAUAUGCCUUACGUCCACAUUAACCGAUGGCCACCAUUGCCGCGGCUGUGAUUACUUCUAAUACAUCUUCAGUUACUUCAUAUCUUGGUACUGUUCUCAUCCAAUGAGGAAUACGCAUUGUCGUGUUGGCGCUAACGACAGCCGUAUUAAUAUGAAAACACGUAGCACAUGGGGCCGUCCGCUCGCGAGUCAUUAAUUUUUUUUUAUGUUAUUACUGGUCAAGCUUAUUAUUAAGUAAGCUAGAUUAGGGGCGUUUGUAAUGUAUGCUCCCGAUAACAAUGCUGGUAAUGAUAAUUACUACAAAUAUGAUAACGAUAGCUACAAUGGGCGCAUCGCUGAUCACUGCAGUUGAUCAUGGCAUGAUACUGCGGACAAUGGCAGCGGUAGCAGCGGCGUCACGGAUCUUCACCAAAUAACGAAAAGAUGCAUAGCCAACGCUUUGGAGAGCUUCGGCCGAACUUGGCAAGAAGCGACAGCACGAGAGGUAAAACCUGAAGAUGAUAAGAUGCAUCCGAUGAUGAAGAUUAUAAGAAUAAUGAGGAUAAAGUUGAUCACAUAGUUAUCAAAGAUGCUAGAAAUUGUAACGUUCAUUGCCUCGUUGUCUUAAGCUUAAAUUAAUGUGCAAAAUGUUGUAAAAACUGAAAAAAAAACUUAUUUCCAUGAUAAGAUUAUUGCUACAUGUAGCAUGUGAUUAGCGUAUGGCGUAGUGGUAGAUUGGUUUGGAUACUGUGACGCUAGAGACUUUCGGGCUCGGUUUCCUGUUGAAAUGCUCAAGCUAACUGAGUUUCUAUUGUGUCUAUAAUGAAUAUCUACGGUGCAGUGAUAUCUAACCAACGUGAAUAUGCCUGUGUGCCCUUUACGAAAUGCAUUUUAUCAGAAAACUUGAUAGAUUUGAUAGAAAAGAAAAUUUGAGAUUGAUUUUCAAAGGGCAUUAAAAGUUAUCUGCCCCGCUAUCUGACACGCUGUGGCUGCAUUGCCUUGGUAUCUUUAUCUUCACAAAUUCGACAAUUAUUUUACGUUGAAAGCUAAAUCAUUAAAACCGUUUAGGACGCCUGUGUCGAAAUAAGGGAAAAAUGUACGCUUUCCUCCGAUUGGUUCUUUUGUAAAUCAGGUUUGCGAUUUUAUUUCUGUCUAGCCAUCGUCCCUCGUGUUUCUGCUUGGGACGAUAUCUGAUAACAAUGAAGCUAUACGACAUAAGAAUCUGCCUGUUUCUAUUCGUAAAAGUCUCUUAUUCUGUAAUAGUACCAAAAGUUCUAUGAGUAAACUGUAUCAAACAGCACGAGUCGAUAAUCUGCGGUGAGCUCGUUGGACUGAUAUCAAGACUCAGCAUUCGGUGAGCAAAGUGGGUUUUCAAUGUUCUUUAAUACUCCAUUGCCUUCAAUAUAGCUCUUUUUUUUGGCCUAUAUUAAUUCUAUGGUUUUGUAUGCCAUCAGAUUUGCAUAUAUGAUGCCGGGUUGAUUGGAUCAACGGCUGCAAACGCUUGAUUCGAUGUUGUUGUUGUUGUCAUUAUUGUUACUGUUGUAGAUCUAUCGUGCACAAUUUAAUUUGCGCUUGAUGCGUCUGAGACAUGUAAUAACAUCUCGUAACGUUUCUGCGCAGGCGCGAAUGGCAAGGCGCGAACGUUUCAUAACGUUCACGCCUCUUCUUCUCGUUCACGUUCUCUUGUUUAUCUCUGUUGUCUGCAUGUUCGUCUGCUGGGCAGUCUACCCGCGUUUGUCUACAAUACCCUAUUGCGGUAUCAUUGCAUUCUAUCGUACACAGUCCAAUCUAUGCCCAGUAGAUUAAUAAUGUAGUUAGUGACGUUUAAGAUCAGACAUUGACUUAUAUCGAUCGCCAGCUGACGCAGACUGGCAAGUCCUCCAGUCAGCGCCUGACACCACCUCUAGUAAACCUAUGGUCAAGUGGGCCACAGCUUGCAAUGAGGCGCCAGGACGUUGGGCCUGCCCAGAAGCCUCGGGGGCCCAACGGACACGCCGUUAAACGAUGUCUGUCAUACUUGCAUAUAUUCCAAAAUACGUGUGCCAGCAUUUCAACGUUCGGUGCUCUCAGCCCGUGCAAGCCUGCUAUUACAUUGAACGCUUGCCAAACAGCUCUGAUGUGGCUGAGAACCACGGUUUUCUCGCUAAAGUACGUUCACCGAUUCGAUUAACAGUCUAGUAAUGAAAUUAAUACUAGAACAGACAUUACAUUAGCAUCAAUUAAGAGAAACGAAAGGUCAACCAUAGGGCAAAGACACAUACUUUGCCGAGUGAGGCAAAGUAAAGAACUCGAAUCUCUUGCUCAGUUCAGCCAGUGGCCCUUCCCUCCGUCCUGACUGCCGCUGUAAUCGGCGGCGAAAAACGUAAUCAUGUCGCCAGUUAUCGAAUACGGUAUUCACGAAUAUCUGCUGGCAGUCCGCUUUCCUAUCUUAAUAGUUGUUGAAAAGCAUCAAGGUCACUCAGAAUCGUACGUUGGAAAUGGAAGCAUGGACGUUGAAUGUAGUGUUAAUCCAAUGGGAAGAUCUAGUAGAAGAAACGCUCUGUGGACGUGCGUCCAACGAAUUGUCGAUAUUCCAAGAGUUGCGGCCGCUGCGUCGUGCGCGCCUUCUACAUGGACGUGGACUUUGCGAACGCGUCGACCCAGCCGUAUCUUGACGGCAAUCGAUUUCGAGCGCAGUCUAAAAGCGACGCCAUCAACAAUGAAAGAUAACCACAACAACAAACGACAGCAAAUCUCAUAUUAUAAUUUUCAUGAAUUGUUUUUUUGAACGGUAUGGCCAUCCGUUAUACAUUCGGAUACGCGCCAUGGAUAAAGGAAUUUCCCUCUUCGUACAGGCGAAAUGGAGCGUGAAAAUUAAGGGGCGCCACAAGGAGCGGAACACGCCGGUGCGAUCAGUGACUGCAGCUAAAAGUACCGUCCCUGUUUUUCGUCAAAGAACUACUUCCUUGUAUAAAAAAUCAUAAAAGCUUAAGAUGGUGCGGACACGCGAUGACCUGGCGUCAGAGCAUCCACUCAGUGGGGAGUGGGCUUCCGGCGAAGCGCAGCCUCCCCUAUCACGGUUGUUAGCACAGUUGACAUCAGGGCGACCCCCAGCACCGCACAAGGCGGGUUCUGUCAGCUCUAUUUCUUCGGAUGACACUGCAACGUCAUCAGCAAGUAACCUUAGCCCCACUGCGUCAAAAAGAGCUUUACUAACAGAAGAAGAUGGCGAUUCAAGCUCUAGUUUGCAGGGUAACAGUCACGAAAUGUCUGGUCGUCUGUCGUCGCCGCGCAGAGGCGCAACGCAAGGUACCGCGUUACGGCCGACACGGGAACGCGAGCGGGAGCGAGAAAAAGAGAGGGUGCGAGAUGACGAAGACAAGACGACCGAUGAAGCUGCUGCCGGACGCCGUCGGAAAGCCAACCUUUCAUCACGCGAACGAAACCUCCGCCGACUUGAGUCGAACGAACGUGAACGCAUGCGGAUGCACUCGCUGAACGACGCGUUUCAGGCACUGCGCGAGGUCAUUCCUCACGUGGCAAUGGAACGAAAACUCAGUAAAAUAGAAACCUUGACCUUGGCCAAGAACUACAUCAUGGCAUUGACAAAUGUCAUCUGCGAUAUGCGAGGUGACGAGAAACCCUAUCAGUUCUGUAAAAAACAGCAAGGUAACGAUGAUGAAGUGCCGGCACUAAAUGUGGUCGGCGUUGCGAGGAAUUUAAAGAACACGACCAGCAACAACCAGAACAACAGCAACAGCAACAACAACAGCAACAGCAACAACAACAGCAACAGCAACAACAACAGCAACAGCAACAAAAAUAGCAACAGUAAUACUAUUAACCACCACCAUCACACUGGUAGCAAUAAUCAUUCGGCGUCCAAUGGUCAGGAACUGGAGAUUAAAGGCGAAACUCAGAUCGAACAUAUGAGUAGCGAAGACGUACGGGAAAGUGGUAUUGAUGACCUAGACCUCGAUCACGAUGUUGAUCGGCUAGAUGUAACUGUCAACGGAAGCUUACCAGUUCAAGACUAUCCAGGGUACCACGAAAGUUUGAAUGAUCCAGCUAUACUCAUGUCUGACUGUGAAGAGCCAGAUCGGUUAUAAGGCCAACCGAAGUUGACCACCGACAAAAUAGGCGUCUUGUUGAAGGCCUAAGAGAUGGAGUCUAUGGCGAGGAGGAACUCUAGGACGGUAACGAUGGUUAGGUAUUCAGCGUUGUUGUUACUGUGACGUCUGUGACUGUUUGUCUUGACGUAGAGUGUUUGUGGAGCAGUUGCUAGCCAUCUAGAUACUGCGGUCUGAUGGUUGGGCAUUACUCGACUAUGGCCUCUCGGCGAUAAGACCGAAACACUAUUGUUCCGUUUGCCAUCCCCCGUUGUUGAGUGCUGCAAAUAGCGUGCAAUGACGAAACGAGUGCUUCGGCUAACACUGAAGACGGAUGCCAAUAAUCGAUCACUGAACUACGUGAGCUAUAUUACGCCCUAUGUGCAAUAACGACUAACGGAUAAAGCUGAACUGUCAGUGCGUCCGAUCAGCGACGCCGGGACUGAUCGAAUACUGAUAACGAUGAUGGUUUUAAUACGCUCUUAGCCAUAGAGAAAAUUAUACAAUCAGCGGUUGAACGUAGAAACAGUUUGGACGAGUGACGCUUCGGCGUUAGCGUGCAAUAGAGCGAUCGCUCAAAUACAAUCACAAGCACAGAUAAGUGAAUAAUGUAUAGAUAAGUUACGCACUUUGAAGUAAAUGAUAUCCCGCGAGAUUCUACUGGUGAGUAGGCAAAAUAAAGAAAAGCAAAACUAUCAUUUGUCAAGUACGUUUCAUCUUAUUUGGCGUCUACCGGAAACGAAUACUCAAUGUUUUGCAAAUUUUCUUAUCUUAUGUUACUAUAAUGAAUUCUAGAUAAAAGAAAUUUGUCAUCGACGAUCCAGUACCGAGAUAACACCUAUCGGCUGGAAUAAUACUGGACAACUAAGGGCAAAAAAGAAACCGCUAUUUGAUCUGUUCUAGAGAGAUGUCUGGUGCACAGUUAAUUAAAAUUGGACUCCCCUAAAGUGUAUAUAAUUCUAAUCCUUUAUGUAGAAAAAGAUCUGAUGGUUUAGCAAAGGAGUUUUGUCUUGUACGCGUUUGGACUCGAUAUCUUGAUGCUGCUGCUGCUGCUGCUGCUGCCGCCGCCGGUACAAUCGACAGGGAGGUCGUUCAGUCAUAAUUACUACAGAAUGAUUGAUAUGAUUCCUUAUAUAUUGCUUGUUGACUGUUGUAAUAAAAUAAAAAAUGUGUAAGCAUAGAAGAUACUGUGACCGAGGAAAAGAUGGCUCGAUCCGGGUCGUUGUUAUUUCGUAACUGAGUUCAUUUCAAUCAUUGCUAUAACGUGCAGGUACACCAACCCGUCAAUGGGAAUCGUGAACAAAGCAUGCGUGCAAUCAAUCAACCCUCGUCGCUAGAAGGAGCGAUGUUCCAUCUGCUUUAAAGACGUUACUCGCUAUAGGCCUUAGGAAGAAACACCGCUUCUCUGCGACUCGCCGAAACUCAAUUAUAGACGAAACACAUUUAAUUCUCAACACGUACGUACGUACGUGUGCAUGUGUAUGUAUGUAUGUGUGUACAACGUAUCAAAGGCAAUAAAAACAAUACAUGACAUAUAUCUACACAUUAUUAGAAGUACGAUAUGCUCAACAUCACGUUAAUAUUGGUAAACGCGCGAAGGUGCCGAGUCUGUUUAGUAGGGGGUGGAAUGAGUUUUUGUUGCUAGUAGCAUUCGUGUACAAACAAGGUCAAUACCUAACCAGAUAACUAAUAGAUCAUCAUCACCACCACCACUACCGUCUAUUUUGGCAAGAGCGAGGAACUACUACGAUUUAAAAACAGUAUUAGUAAUCAAUUACGUGUAAUUGUGAGUUUAUAUUAAUCGAGCUUUUACAGUCCAUUUCUACAACAGAAUCAUACCGUUCCUGGUCACCGUAAAUACUGAAAACAAAUUUUUCACAGUGCGAUAAGCUCACAGAUACAGAAAAUGUCUAUGCGAAAAUCAAACGUAGUUAAAAAAAAAAAAUGACUGAAAGAAAAAACAGUCCAAUA
Messenger RNA from Varroa destructor (honeybee mite), 8831 nucleotides. RefSeq lists its product as uncharacterized. Gene Ontology annotation, molecular function: protein dimerization activity; DNA-binding transcription factor activity, RNA polymerase II-specific; E-box binding. The record is from RefSeq and is a predicted model, not a curated record. Gene Ontology annotation, cellular component: nucleus. Gene Ontology annotation, biological process: sensory organ development; axon development; positive regulation of transcription by RNA polymerase II. Lineage: Eukaryota; Metazoa; Arthropoda; Arachnida; Mesostigmata; Varroidae.